Molecule: messenger RNA, 4522 nt
Organism: Bactrocera tryoni
Lineage: Eukaryota; Metazoa; Arthropoda; Insecta; Diptera; Tephritidae
Gene: DIP-delta
Product: lachesin
Exons: 11
Coding region: 710-2125 (471 amino acids)
Cellular component (GO): neuron projection
Source: RefSeq, a predicted model, not a curated record
CUAAAUACUGAAUGAGCAAAAUAUAGCAAAAAGUUUGAAGCAGCAAAUAUCGCUAACCAACAAAAAAUUUAUUUCAGCUGAAAUGGUGAUGUGCUAGAGAUGCGCACAAAUAUGCAAAUUAGUGAAAAAACGAACAAAAUAAUUUGGAAAUAAUUAAAAAUCGUAAAUAUAUCAUGUUACAAAUGGAAAAUGAAAACCGAAAAUGCCGUGAAGUUUUUUGCAACGAAGUUAUGCUGUGGUGGCAUUAAAAAGCGGAAUGCGUUCAAGUGUAAUUUAUAAAAAGAAUUAGAUUAAUGGUGUGAUUUGCGAAAAAAUGUGAAUUUUUUCAGAUCAGAUAGAUAUCAAAUUCCAAGCCACUCAUUAUGAGUUAUUUCGAAAAAAACACCAAGCUAAAUUAUUUUAAUGACCGUUAGUUAACCGUAACGGAAUGUAAUGAAAUAAAGAAAAUAUGAGUUUGAAAAAAUAUGCUCAUUACAUACAGAUAUCAACCACUUCCAACACAUAUCAAAACGACAUAAUCAGCAGCAAGCGACCUAACACAACAAGCCCGUUAUACCAGUAAACAUAUCAACUUGUAACCGGGUCGCGUGCUCAAGUAACAAAAAAUUUAACAAAAUUAGAAAAAAAUAAUAACUUCCUAGCCCAAAAUUAGUUGGCUUGUAUUGCAUCUGGAGCGAGCGAGAGCAGUCAACGACGCCCAGCUGUUAAAAUGUUCAUAAUUACGGUCAUUAAGUUGCUGCUAAUUGCGCUGAACCUCUUUCCCAGCCGCUGGACAAACCGGAAAGUGAUGUUCCUCAUCUAUCUAACAAAUCUGGUGACACAUGUGAUGAUGGAUGAGCCACGUUUCGCGCAGCCGAUACCGAAUGUAACAGUUGCUGUUGGCCGAGACGCCAAUUUGCCAUGCGUUGUUGAGCACUUGGGUGGCUAUAAGGUCGCCUGGAUACACAUCGAUCGCCAAAUGAUACUUACAAUACACAAGCACGUCAUCUCACGCAUACCACGCUAUACCAUUACCUAUGAUAAUGCCAACACAUGGCUGUUGCAUGUGAAUCAGGCGCAUCAAGAUGAUCGUGGCUAUUAUAUGUGCCAAGUAAAUACGAAUCCUAUGAUAAGCCAAGUGGGUUACUUGCAGGUUGUGGUACCACCGAAUAUCUUAGACAUCGAAAGCACGCCCUCAUCUGUGGCUGUGCGUGAAAAUCAAAACAUCAAUAUGACUUGCCGUGCUGAUGGCUUUCCAACACCGAAAAUAAUUUGGCGUCGCGAAGAUGGCGAGGAAAUUGCCGUCGAAAAGAAGAAGAAAGUUUUGGUCUACGAUGGCGAGGUGCUGCCACUGACAAAAGUUAGUCGCAAUGAAAUGGGCGCUUAUUUAUGCAUAGCCACCAAUGGUGUACCGCCCUCGGUGUCUAAAAGGAUUAUACUGGAUGUUGAAUUUUCUCCAAUGAUUUGGGUACCAAAUCAAUUGGUUGGCGCGCCAGCUGGCACCGAUGUUACAAUUGACUGUCAUACGGAGGCACAUCCUAAGGCAAUAAUUUAUUGGGUAUAUAAUUCAGUCAUGGUGCUGCCAAGUAAAAAGUAUAAAACGGACUACACGGAGAAUUCCUACCGCGCUCACAUGAAGCUGACAAUAAGAAAUUUACAAUAUGGUGACUUUGGCAACUAUCGAUGCAUAUCUAAGAACUCGCUCGGCGAAACGGAAGGAUCCAUACGUGUUUACGAAAUUCCACUGCCAUCGACGCCCUCAAAGCAAGUCACACAUACCACAAUUGAAACGAGGGAAAACAACAUCAUACCCACACGCAAUGACUCCAUAAAUGCUAUACAAAAGGAUAUAUCCUUGAUGAAAGCGGAUUUGCUGGGUAGUGGCGCAUCCUCGGCUUCCUCCUCGCAUUCCGCCACCGCAUCUAUUACGGGAGGAAAUGGAAAUAGUCUGUCGGCCCUGGGCGGCUCCGGCAUAAAUGCCGUCGAUCGCAAGGGUACGUUGGCUAUUGGCAAAAGUAUGUACUAUACGGAGCAGCCACCCAAGCAGUUAGAUGGCUCAGCGGCUGGCGCCUUACACAAAUCACCAAGCAUUUUCUAUUUGUGUAGAUUUGCGUUAAUAUUCUUAUUAUUAAGAAAUCAAUCAUAAAAUUUAUGGUCUUAUGGCCAUUUAAAUAAUUAACAAAAUAUAACGAAUGAAAAUAUGAAACCUUAGAUAUAAAGUAAUUGUAAAAUAUGACACAUUAAAGAAUUGCUAUUAAUUUAGAAAUUAAAAAAAGAAUCAAGAGUUGGCUAUGAUAUAAUUUAAUUAAACACGUUAAAAUUAUAUAAUUAUAUUUUUGUGACCACAGUUUGUGCUAUUUGAGCAGAGUACAGAGAAAAUUAUAUUGAGCUAUUAUGUAAAGAGUUGCAUUUUCAAUACUUUCCAAGACUCUGAAAAUAUACCUUUCUGUGUUUUUAAUACGCUACAUUACUUUGAAUUCUCUUUUCGAUGGUCCGAAAAUGAUUUAUGGAAUUAAAACUCAAAAAUAGUAUUCACUUCUAUAAAAAAAUGAUACUUUCCAUUCGCCCUGGGUAUCUUGACCAAUAACGCAUAGUUUUCUUAUUGACGAAGCUUUUCAGCCAGAAAUGAGCCUCAUCGCUGAAGAUGAUCUGUCGAUGAAAAUCCGGAUCAUUUUCAAGUUGUUGCUUAGCCCAAUUCACAAACAUACGGCGAUUCAUGGUGGUCAUUCAUUCAUGGUGAUCAUGCGGUUUCAGUUCUUGCAUCUAUUUGAUCUUGUAAGGAUGUAGGUCAAGGUCCCAACGCUUGAGAACAACGUGCGAGAGAUUUGGGUUUUCCUCAAUUGAUGCGCUAUCGACAGCAAUAUUCUCGACACAACGGACAUUUCUUUGCCUCACUGGCACAGGAACAUUUUGUACUGUACCAGUUGAUUCAAAAUUUUUGCUCAGCUAACAGGACGAUUAUGACGACCAUAAAUUGGACGUAGCGCUCUUAAAGUUGAGGCGACUGACUCCGAAUUUCGGAGAAACUACUAAAGAGAAAUGUCAGAAGAAGAUCGGUCUAUUUUUGUAGCGUUGUUUUGAAAAAUUCCGUUAUUUUCUCUAAACUUUUCUAUAAACUCAAGUAUUUAAAGCGUGACAAAGUAAAGGAUGAUAUAUUAAAUUUUCAAAGUGGAAGGUCAUUGUUUCAAGUGCAUUGGUAAAAAAUAUCCGAAGCUUCGUAUGUAAAAGCUGAAAGUUGAAAUAUUUGAAUAACGAAAGGAUGACCAAGGUUAUGAAUGUUCUGACAAUUGAAACUUAAAGAAUUCUGGUUAAAUUUUCGGGUAGUUUUGGGAAAUUAUAGUAAAGAAGUGAGAGAGCGUUUUCAUCAGGAACUAAAAGUGAUGGAAGAAAAGUAUUAAGGUUGAUGAGAUCAUUAUACGAUGCAAAAAUAUAGCUCAUCUUUAAAAUACACCUGAACCUUAAAAAGAGAUUUUCAACACAAUGAGGUAAAGAUUUGAAAAAAGAGCGACAAUUUUACAAAACGAUUCACAGUUUCAUGAUUUGUACGCCCAAAUUUGUGCAUCCAGAAUCGAUGUUACAUCUAGGGCAACUAAACCACUGUAUAACCGUGUUAUUUGUUCUACCAAUUUUUUCUUCAAUUUUACAAUAAUUCUAUCCCAUGCUGUCUUCUCACGAAUUCACUUAUCGCAUAAUGUGCAAACAGGACGAAGAACAGAAAAGAAUUUGUCUUUAAAAUUUCACUCAAAGGUAAUUAUAAAAUUAAAGUAUUUACCAUUUUGUAAAUAUUUUUAUUAAUUAAGUCAAAUACAUGACCAAUCUUAGUUUAAAAACUUGGCAAAAAAUAAUUUGAGCGCAGAUUUCAAAUACUAGAUUAAAAUAUAUGGGCCGCAAGAAAAUGUAUAACUUCACUGAUAAUAUAAUAAUAUUUUGGUAAAAUCAGAUAUUAAUAAAUUCCCAAAAAAGUCUGACUAAACCGUUUCAAAUGUUCAUUAAUAUCGUUCAACGAGUUCUGCUCUCUGAUGAUUUUCGCUUUACUCAACUCACUCACAACAAAUAGUCACAAGGCGUGGCAAAAACUAAUUUGCUCAGUAUUUGAAAAUGUUAAGCGAAAUUAUAAUCAUAAGCCGCUUAAUUUCAUAAAGUUUUUUGGAAUACAUAUAUUUAUCAAGUUAAUAAGAUAUUCUGUAUAUAGACUUUGAAAAAGCAUACAUGUUACUAGCAUAUACCAUAUAGUAAAUAUAAGUAUGUUUGUAUGUAAGCAAAGCUUAUCAGUUAAAUUUAUUGUAUACGCCUAAGUAUUUAUAAAUAAACUAUAUGUAUGUAUGGGUGUAAUAUAUUAUAUAAGUUAUAAAAUAUAGCGCAUAUACAUUGAUAAGCAUAUACUUUACAUAAGCAUUUAUGAAUACAUACUUACAUAAAUGUUUGAUUCCAACAGAAAAGUCAAUAACGGAAUCGCAAGCUUUGUUUUUGGCAGCGCGGGUACUUAUAUAAGUAAGACUGUUAGAUAUGUAUAUAGUUAUAUAAAAUAUAUAAAUUUUUUGUU